Molecule: messenger RNA, 6779 nt
Organism: Cimex lectularius (bed bug)
Lineage: Eukaryota; Metazoa; Arthropoda; Insecta; Hemiptera; Cimicidae
Gene: osa
Product: trithorax group protein osa
Exons: 21
Coding region: 599-6508 (1969 amino acids)
Biological process (GO): regulation of transcription by RNA polymerase II; positive regulation of DNA-templated transcription; chromatin remodeling
Cellular component (GO): nucleoplasm; brahma complex; SWI/SNF complex
Molecular function (GO): DNA binding; nucleosome binding
Source: RefSeq, a predicted model, not a curated record
GUUUGGGGGAUUUUUUUUCUUUCCGACGACGCGGGUUUUGUGGGUUUUUCGAAUAAUUUUGCCGUACUGGGUUUUGGCUACGUGCGGCUUUAUUGACUGGCGUGGUGGGGGACUGGUAGCGGAUUAUUCGUCCAUCAUGGCCGAAGAGAAAAAGUAGUCCCUCGACCGUCGUCGGAUUAUUCGUGAUAGUUUGACAUCGGAGUGGGAAACGCGUUUUCCUUUUUCCCCGUGUGGCUUUGCUCGGUCGGAAAAGUCCGUCUCGAGGUUUUUCCGCCGUUGAAAAAGUAACCGGAGACUUUUUGUUAUUGUGGCGGAGGAACAUAAUAACCUUUCUGUCCUAACCUCCUUUCGCGCUAUCCGAUCCCCCCGUCCUCUCGUACUGAUAUAGAAAAUGCGAAAUAACGUUGUGUGCCGUUUUGAAAUGUGUGGUUUUUCGUUAAUCGCGACUGACGAACCGGGCCGCGUCGACGGCGGAAUGGCGUGUGUGUUCAAGUGAUGGGAAUAAAAUGUUUUCGAGUGAAGUGGAAUCCGAACGUAUUGGGUAUUGGGUAAGUUGAAAGGAUCUAGAUGUGGCGGGGUGUUGGCAGCUCGGCCUAACAUGGCUGCGACGCGAGCUGAAACCCAGCAAAAUGACGUGAAUAGCAAACAAGAGCAAGGAAAUAACGCUUUCCACAAUGGUACGGAUAACGCCGACGAUUGUCGGAAUCUGUUAAAUACGGAUGUUAAAGGUAAAAAGCCUCACAGAAAUAAUAUUAAUAUAGAAAUGAGUCAAUUUCGUCAAGAGGGCCCCCCUCCGGUCAACAACAGCGAACAGAAUGCCAAUACGACCGAGGAGGGACCUAAUAUAAAUAAAAUAAACAAUUCGGACCAGGGAGAUGUUAAUAAUUACAAUAAAUCCGGCCCGAUGCCGGAUAAUCAGCAGCAGCAUCAUCAGCAGCAGGGCUACGGACUCUACCCUCAGCGGUACGUCCACCCUGACAAUCCGAUGCACCAGCAAGAGAUGCAUCACCAGAACUCUUAUUUCAACCCGAAUAUGAGACAGCCUUAUCCGGCUGCCAAGCCUGUCCCCAGGCCGGGUUUUCAACCACAGCAGAGGUUUGUGUCGAGCCAGUCUCCUCCGACAGGACCCACUCCUACCCUCAAUCAACUGCUACAGUCGAACAGUGUCCAUCGAUACCAGAACAACUAUGACUAUGGUAUGGCCAAAGCACAGGGUGAGCAACCACCACCUCAGGGCUACAAUCAAGGAUGGCCUCCUAGACCCAUGGGUCCUUAUCCGCAGCAGCAGCCCUACCGCAACCAACCGCCUCCAGCCGGACGAGGAUACAGCGGAUCACCGGGCGCGGGGGCGUACCCACCGCCCCCGGCGGCAUCACCCUCCCAGCAGUAUCCGCCACAGCCGUACAGGCAUCCCUAUCAGAUGGGCGGUUCCGGCGGAGGCAGCAACAACGGCAGCUUCGGCGGAGGCGGCGGGAACGAAAGGGGCGCCGGGGGCGGCGGUUCGUGGAGCCCCGGCCCCCAGGCGGCCCAGCAACAGCAACCGCUCCCCCCGAGCCAGGGGCCCCAGCAGCAAGCCCAGCCCCCAUCCCCUUCGCCCCAUCAUCAGCAGCAACAGCAGCAGCAGCAGCACCAGAACAUGGGAGGGCGGACGGCAGAGCAGUCACCGACGCCGAACGCGCACGCUCCAGAUCCAGGGGACCUGACAGGGCAGAACAGCAAUGACAGUUCGAGUGGGGGCCCGGCCCCCGGGACACCCAACUCCCAGGGGAUGAGGCCGACCCCUUCUCCGACGGGCUCAUCAGGAUCCAGGUCUAUGUCACCCGCCGUCGGCCAGCAGAAUAUUGCGAUGCCACCAAGGCCUUCAAGCGGUCAGUCCGACUCUGGGAACGGUCCCACUCGGAUGAGCCAUUCUCCAAUGGCCAACCAGGGCGGUUAUCCGGGAGGCGGGCCGCAUAUGCACAACUAUAAAAUGGCACCUCAUCAAAUGGCACCACAUGCGCCUCCUCCCCAGUCGCAGCAGAUACCACCUUAUUCGCCUCAGGCGCCCCUUCAGCAUCAAUAUCCCCAACAAGGUAAUUAUGGUGUACGAGGAGGCAGUAUGGGAUAUGGUAGUCCUGGGUAUCAGGGUCCACCGGGCGGGAUGCCCCCACAGUCACAGUAUCCGCCGCGAGGACCGAUCCCCAACCAUGUACAGUACCCUCCAUCUCCUUAUCAGCACAAAGUCGGCUACAGCGGCAACAUGCCUCCAAGCCCAGGCAGCUACAAUUCCCACAGCGGUGGUACAAUGGGCCCUCCGGCACCACACCACCCAGGGAUGCCACCACCUCCUCCUCCACACCAUGAUGGUCCAAUGCCGCCACCACCACCAGCCUCGACUCCAACACAUGAGGUGCACGAUUCAUCAGUCACAACAACAGUAGCCGGAUCUGGCAUGAGCAAUGUUACACCGAGUCCAGGUGGACCAGCUCCUGGCAGUGUAACAUCAAUAGUAACUACUGGUCCAGAUGGAGCCUCAUUAGACGAGGCAUCACAACAAUCGACAUUAUCAAACGCUUCAGCUGCAUCCGGUGAUGAUGGCAACUGCACUCCAGGCAAGAGUAGAAAAGAAGGCGGCGGGGGCAGUGGAGGCGGUAGCGGCAUGAUGGGCUACCACAGCCACCCCACUACUCCGCAGAGCACUGUGCCAUCCCCCGGUGCGGCAAGCCUUAACUCGAUGCACGAAGAGUACCCUCCUGACCACAGCCCGACUUGGCCGAGAACGCCAGCCAGUCCGGUGUUUAACAGUCAUGUCCCCCAAGAUCUGUACAGGCCGAAGAAGCAGCAUGAUAGUUUAGGUAAGCUGUAUGAAAUGGACGAGGCCCCCGAGCGCAGGCUGUGGCUUGACAAGCUCCUUCAAUUCAUGGAGGAGCGCGGUACGCCGAUCACCGUCUGUCCGACCAUCUCCAAGAACCCCCUUGACCUCUUUCGGCUCUACCUUUACGUCAAAGAGAGGGGGGGCUUCAUGGAGGUAUGCAAGGUGACCAAGAAUAAGAUCUGGAAAGACAUCGCCGGCCUGCUGGGCAUCGGGGCGUCAUCGAGCGCUGCGUACACGCUCAGGAAACACUACACUAAGAACCUACUGCCUUUUGAGUGCCACUACGACCGAGGCGGGAUCGACCCGCAGCCGAUUAUAAACCAGGUCGAGGCAUCGUCGAAGAAGAAGAGCACGAAAGCCGCCCCUGUUCCUUCACCAGGAUCGUCCAACUCUCAAGAUUCAUUUCCAGGACCGGGCAGUGUGAGCGGUGGGAUGGACGGCUACGGCUACGGUUACUCACAGGAUUACAACAACCAGCAAAGGCCUCCUUCGCAAACCAACCAAGGUGUAGGCGUUCCGAGUCAAGUACCUGGUGAUAACAUUAGCGUGUCCAACCCAUUUGACGACAAUGCUGCGUCGCCGAGACCCCCUAGGCCAGGUAUGCCCCCUAGUGGUGGUUACCAAGGGCAGCAAGGAAAUUACCAAUAUGGUGAGCAAUACAAUCAGCAAUAUCCAGGUGGUUCUUAUCCCCCAGGAAGGCCAAUGUAUCCCCCUUACGGUCCCGAGUCAGACAGGGUUUACAACCAAAGUAGUACAAACAAUAGUGGAGUGCCACCGCCGAGUGGAGGACCAGGAGGUGGUGCCGGUGGACCACCUGUGACUGGCGCGCCGCCAAGCGGAGAUUACAACAGAUACAUGCCCGGGACAGGGACACCGGGGCCGCCUAAUGCUGCUGGGCCUACUUAUCCCGGCAAUCGAGGAUAUCCUCCACCGAGUCAAGGGAGUGCCAGCCCGAGCGGUACGCCGCCAACGCAGCCACCUCCUGUCCCUGGGGUUCCACCGACGCAACAGCCGAACCAACAGAACCAACCUCCGACUCAGCAGCAGCCACAACAGCAGCCUCCUCCAGGUGCACCGCCCUAUCAGCCCCAGCAGGAAUACUACCGGCAGGACGGCGCCUACCCAGGCCCAGGUGGCUAUCCUCCGAAUGCACCGAAUAAAACUAUGCCACCUCCUGCACCUCAGCCGAGGCGGCAUCCUGAUUUUGUGAAGGAACCACAGCCGCCUUAUCCUCCGUACAACCAACGACCCAACAUGUAUCCUGCUGGUUGGUCAAAUAAUAACAACAGCGGCGCAUACAGAGGACAAUAUCCCCCUCCAAUAGGAGGAACCCCUGGACCUCAACAGUGGGGCCAAGGGCCUUCCAGGCCUGGCGCACCACCCAAUCAUCAGCCCAACAGUCCACAAUGGGCAGGACCACAACCGCCAUACCAACAGCCACCUCAGACUCAGCAAGGUUGGGGAAUGGCGACACCGGGAGUAGCUCAGAGCUCGCCUCUCAGGCCACCGAUGGUCGGGCCGAGGCCUCCGUUCAGACCAGACGCCAAGCCUUAUAACCAGAUGCCGCCAGGACACCCGGGUGUAAAGGGUCCAGUAUUUUAUGGAGUACCGCCAGGAGGUAGUCCUCAAGUGAAACGAGACAUUGUAUUUCCUAUCGACAGUGUUGAAGCGACGACUCCCGUUUUGUACAAAAGAAGACGGCUGGGAAAAUCGGACGUUGCGCCGAUCGAAGCGUGGAGGAUAAUGAUGGCGUUGAAAUCCGGCCUGCUGGCUGAGACAUGCUGGGCGCUCGACGUGCUGAACAUCCUACUGUUCGACGACACGACGAUACCAUAUUUCGGUCUAGUCCACCUCCCCGGGCUCAUGGACAUUUUACUCGAACAUAUGAAGAAAGCGCUGACGGAUAUGCUCGAGCCGAUGAGUGUACCUCCGUUCAACGAAGAAGUUAAAGAUGUGACUCUUAGUGAUAUAGGUGCGGUCGAAAGUUUACCCGAUCCGAACGAUAGAGUCUGUCUCCUCAAGUCGGCCGACUACACAUUCAGGUCACGUAAAAACCAUCCUGUGACGAUAUGCCCCGAUUCGGAUGACAUAUUCGUCACAGCGACUAAGAGGUCGUGGGACGUGGAAGAUGUGGUUGACGAUGCGGUAGAACAAGACUCUGGUAAAUAUAUAGUUAGUUGUUUUAGAGCGGAAUUUGGUAAAAUACCUUUUGUAAGAAUAAUACCCAAUCGUAAAAAAGAAAACGCUACAGGAGCAGAAGAGGCUCAAGUCAUAGAGGAACCGAAAAAGGAAAAGACUUCUGUUGAAAAAGUUAACGAACCUCUCAAAGAAAAGAAAGAAGAGAAAAAACUCAACGAGAGGGUAACUAGGAAAAAAAUUAAGACUUUAAGUGAUGUGUUAUCUAGGAUUAAAAAAGAACCGAUAGAACCAGCUAAAGAAGAUAAACCCAUCGAAGUCGCACCUGAAGCGACACCUAUCAAGGAAGAACCUCCUACAAUAAAAGAGGAGCCGAAAGAACCUGAAGAAAAACAGUCUGAAGAAGAAAAGUCUGCAGAAAAGGAUAAAACUGAAGAAGAACCAAAAAUAAAAUGUAAUAUCCGGGAUCCGGCCGGGACUCUGAAAAGAAGGCGGAUAUCGGACUAUGAAGACGAGUGUUACACGAGAGACGAAGCAAGCUUGUAUCUCGUGACAGAGAGCCAAGACUCCAUAGCGAGGAGGUGUGUCUGCCUCUCGACAAUCCUUCGCAACCUGACCUUCGUACCAGGCAACGAGUACGAGUUCGCCAAAAGCGGCACCUUCCUCGGCCUAGUCGGCAAGCUUCUCCUGCUCCACCACGAGCACCCGCCGAAGAUGCCGAAACACAAGAAGUACAACAGGGACGAAGACGACGAGCUAGAAGACUGCUGUUCGAGUUUACAAGGCGACAGUGAGUGGUGGUGGGAAUUCCUCCAUCACCUCAGAGAGAAUGCCUUAGUCAGUAUAGCCAACAUUGCCGGCUACGUCGACCUUGGGCUUUACCCAGAGGACAUUUCAAGACCGAUACUCGACGGGCUUCUCCAUUGGGCGGUCUGUCCAGCUGCCCAGGGGCAAGACCCUUUCCCGACUGUCUCUCCUACGAGUUCCCUUUCACCUCAGAGACUAGCACUUGAAGCUUUGUGUAAACUUUGUGUUACGGACUCUAAUGUAGAUCUUGUCAUCGCGACACCACCUUAUUGUAGACUCGAAAGACUGGCUGCUGUUCUCGCAAGGCUACUCUGCAGAAGUGAAGAACAGGUUUUGAGGGAAUUCGCUGUUAAUCUUUUAUUUUACCUCGGUGCCGCCGACAGUGGGAUGGCGCGAACCAUCGCCAUGCAGAGUCCGUGCGUGUCUCAACUAGUCGGUUUCAUCGAGCAAGCCGAAGCGAGCGCACUGAGCGUCGCGAACCAACACGGACUCGGGGCCCUGCGCGAGAACCCCGACUCGAUGGGCACGAGCCUUGACAUGCUGCGCCGUGCCGCCAAGACUCUGCUCCACCUCGCGGCCCACCCGGACAACUGGCCGCUCUUCCUCCAACAGGAGCAGCGGCUCCUGGCACUCGUCAUGAGCCAGAUCCUCGACCAGCAAGUCGCUUCGAUCAUCUCAAUGGUCCUCUUCCAAGUAUCCAGGGUUACGUAGUCCCUCGAAAAAAUGAAAAAAAAGGAAAGAAAGAAAAAGAAAAAUCCGUGUGUUGUCUAGUUGUACAAAGUGAAAAAGAAGCCCGCGCAAUCACACCUCCCCCGAAGAAAAUUUAAAAAGUGUAUAAAUACUAUUUGACUUUUAACAAGUGUGGUAAGAGUGUGAUAUUAUUAAAAACAAAAUAUUUGGGAGAGAGAAGAUUGGAAAAAAAUUUAAAAUGAAAAAAAAAGUGAAAUUAUACGAUUAUACGAAGAUACUUAAAUAGGUAUGA